UUUAAAACGUACACUUUAAUCAAAACAAAUCAAAGCAGCCCAGGAAAUGAUUGAUUUUGAUAACUUUUCAACAUAAUUUCAACUCUAUAGAGCUCUCGGAAAUCUGUAGGCAAAAUGCAGGUUGCAGAGGUUGAUCCUAUUCGCACCAAGAGGUAUGUGGAUGAAGUAUUUCGCCUUGUGCAGGCAAAACCUGGUGUCGAGGACAUCCUGAUCAUGAAUCACUCGGGUGUACCGGUUAAAACAUCCAUGGAACGUCAGGAGAGCCUGCAGUACGCCUGUCUGUACGACAACUUGCGUGAAAAGUGCCAGGCAUUCCUAUCCAAAAUGGAGCCAGCUCAAACAUUGACUUUCUUGAGGGUUCGCACCAAAUAUCACGAGGUGCUCAUCACCCCAGAUGCAAAGAUCACUGUUUUGGUGGUCCAAAAUGCCAAGGAUUCUUUCAUUAACAUAAAGGGAUAGCAUAUAUUUCCUUUUAAAAGUAUGAUUCCUCUUACCGCUUUCAAAACACAAGUGUAACACGACUAAAGACUUGAGAUGGACUGUUAAAAUAACA
This is a messenger RNA of Drosophila gunungcola (fruit fly), 553 nucleotides long. Its product is annotated as dynein light chain roadblock-type 1. The transcript has 2 exons. Gene Ontology annotation, biological process: microtubule-based movement. Gene Ontology annotation, molecular function: dynein intermediate chain binding. Gene Ontology annotation, cellular component: centrosome; cytoplasm; cytoplasmic dynein complex. The coding region runs from base 115 to 459 and encodes 114 amino acids. The record is from RefSeq and is a predicted model, not a curated record. NCBI's taxonomy places the organism in Eukaryota, Metazoa, Arthropoda, Insecta, Diptera, Drosophilidae.